ACUCUUGUUGCAAUCUACGCUUGCUUCACUCACUUAACUCUCUUCAUCAACAAUGAAGAUGUGCAAAAUCUUUCUCAGUCAUCAUGCUUUGCUUAUCAUAUUUUCACUGAUUCUGUGUUCUAGUAUAACAGUGAGAUCCCAAUUAACCACUGAUUUCUACCAGAAUACAUGUCCUAAUCUUCUCCAAGUUGUACGUCAACAGGUCAAGAUAGCUCUUGUAAACGAAAUGCGAAUGGCAGCUUCCUUGCUCCGACUCCACUUCCAUGAUUGCUUUGUAAAUGGUUGUGACGCAUCAGUUCUCUUGGACGGGAGUGAUGGUGAGAAAUUUUCUGGCCCCAACAAAAACUCUGCAAGAGGAUUUGAAGUUGUGGAUACUAUCAAGAGUGCUGUUGAAAGUGAAUGCAGUGGAGUGGUAUCCUGUGCUGACAUAUUAGCUAUUGUAGCCAGAGAUGCCGUCCUUCUAAGUGGAGGACCUUCAUGGAAAGUUCUUCUAGGACGAAGAGAUGGAUUGGUGGCAAAUCAGUCAGGAUCAAACUCUAACCUGCCUUCUCCUUUUGAGACCUUGGAUGUAAUCAUCCCAAAGUUUAAUGCUGUAGGUCUUAACAUCACUGAUGUUGUAUCUUUGUCAGGAGCUCAUACAAUAGGGUUAGCAAAGUGUGCCACCUUCAGUCAACGGUUGUUCAACUUCUCCAACACAGGUGCUCCAGAUAGUACUUUGGAUACUAAUAUGCUUUCUGAUCUGCAAAACCUCUGCCCAACAACUAGUGAUGGCAACAACACUGCCCCUCUUGAUCGGAACUCAACUGAUCUAUUUGAUAACCAUUACUUCAAGAACCUGCUCAAUGGAAAGGGCCUUCUCCAAUCAGAUGAAAUUCUCUAUACAAGCAAUCUCUCUGUUACAACUACGAAACCACUAGUGGAGAGCUAUAGCAGUGACUCUUCUCUUUUCUUCAAGGCUUUUGCCAACUCUAUGAUCAAUAUGGGGAAUAUUAGCCCUCUUACUGGAUCAGCUGGGGAGAUACGCAAGAACUGCAGGGUAGUCAACUCAUAGUUGCAGAGGGCCCUCUUGAGCAACUAUCCACUUUGAACCUGUCUAUCAUAUAUAUAUAUAGUCAAGUUAAAUCUAGCUAGUACUAUCUUGUAGAAUGCACUAGUUAAAAUAAUCAUGUGAGGUGUGAGAAGUACUUCUAAUUAGGUCUCAAACUAGGGCAGUUUAUAGUAGAAUGAGAAGAGUUCUUGUGUAUUGUCCCUCG
Molecule: messenger RNA, 1253 nt
Organism: Macadamia integrifolia
Lineage: Eukaryota; Viridiplantae; Streptophyta; Magnoliopsida; Proteales; Proteaceae
Product: peroxidase N
Exons: 4
Coding region: 53-1051 (332 amino acids)
Biological process (GO): hydrogen peroxide catabolic process; response to oxidative stress
Molecular function (GO): peroxidase activity; heme binding
Source: RefSeq, a predicted model, not a curated record